AUGCACGACGAGGGCGAGGCGAGAGCAAUGCCGGCGCGGCCCGCGCCGCCGUCGCCACCCCCGUGGGAGGCGCUCCCCCUCGUCGCGCCCUUCCUCGACGCGGCGUCCCUCGCGGCGGCCUCCUGCGUGUCCACCUCGUGGCACGCCGCCUUCGCCGCGGACUACCUCUGGGCGCGGCUGUGCGUGCAGCACUUCCCCUCCGCGCUGAGCCUCCUCCCCGACACCGACAGCAGCGCCGCCGGCAGCGACGACGACCGGCGGUGCUCGUCCUCUCCGCACCGGCGCCUGUUCAAGCUGUUCCGCUCCGCGUCCGUCCGCUGCCGCGCGCUCCCGGCCCCGCCCCUCGCCCUCGCGGACGUCUCCUUCGCCGUCGACAUCGUCACGGCCGGCGGCGACAGCACGCUGUCGUUCCUGGUCGCCGCGGACAGGGCCGCCCCCGCCCAUGUCAAGAACUCCGCGGGGCUGUUCCUGUUCGGGGUCGACCUGAGCGACCGGAACGCGGCGAUCGGGCCGGGGGAGUGGCGCGUCAGGUGGACGGCGGUGCGGACGACGGCGCGCCGCGGGGAGGAAGAGGAACCCGCGGCGGCGGUCCUGAUGAUGGACGCCAAGGUGCCGGCUGCAAGGGCGGCGGGCGCCGUCGCCUUCGGCGGCAGAGGCGAGGCGGGGGUCGCCGCGAGGCUGCCCGCGCCUGGCUGCGGCGGCGCGAAGCUGGACGCGGAGGUGGUCGUGGAGCUGGCUGGGGAGGAGAUGGUGGUGGAGAAGGUGAGGCUCGGAGUGAUGCGCGAGUGUCGGUACGUGUGCGCCGACGAGGGGCUCCGAUAUCUGCAGCAUUUCCUCCUGUAA
Messenger RNA from Miscanthus lutarioriparius, 843 nucleotides. The record is from the annotation of a GenBank genome assembly. NCBI's taxonomy places the organism in Eukaryota, Viridiplantae, Streptophyta, Magnoliopsida, Poales, Poaceae.